Molecule: messenger RNA, 1674 nt
Organism: Fusarium musae
Lineage: Eukaryota; Fungi; Ascomycota; Sordariomycetes; Hypocreales; Nectriaceae
Exons: 6
Coding region: 1-1674 (557 amino acids)
Biological process (GO): nucleobase transport; transmembrane transport
Cellular component (GO): plasma membrane
Molecular function (GO): nucleobase transmembrane transporter activity
Source: RefSeq, a predicted model, not a curated record
AUGGCCAUUGCGAAUCUCGUCAAGCGCAUUGAACUACCGCGUGGCUCGCGCUUCAUCAAUGAAGAUGUCAGACCUGUUGGGACCGAGCGACGAACAUGGACGUUUCUAACGUUCCACAACUUCUGGCUGUUGAUCAACUGCAACAUUGCGACGUAUCUGACGGGCAGCGCGCUGAUUCCCCUUGGCUUGACGUGGUGGCAGGCCAUCAUCGCCAUCAUCCUCGGAAACAUCCUCGCGACUGCGGCAUUGAUUCUUGCUUCGCUUGCUGGAGCUUAUUACCAUGUGGGCUUCCCUGUCUUUAGUCGAGCGGUAUGGGGAAUCUGGGGAUCGCAGUUCGUCAUCUGGAACCGCAUCUUUCUCUCCCUCGUCUGGUAUGGCUUCCAGUCUUGGGUCGGCGGACAGUGCACGUAUCUCAUGCUUCUAUCAUGGGAUCCCAACCUCGAGAAACACAUCCCCAACACGAUCCCCGCGUCGACCGGCAUGACGUCCGCGCAGUUCGUCUCCUACUUCAUCUUCUGCAUCGUCACGCUCCCGUUCCUCUGGAUCAAGCCGCACCGAAUACAAAAGUUCUUCUACUUUGCCAGCUCCGUCACCCUCGUCUUCUUCCUGGUCCUUCUGAUCUGGGCGCUGGCGACCAUGGGAUCGGAUGGCUUUGGAGAUACCCUUUCUGAUAGCACGCCUCUUCCCGUCACUGGUGGUCCGCAGAGUGUUACGUGGCUUACCAUCUCGGGAAUCAUGUCGACGAUUGGUGGUAUUGCGGCGGGUAUUCUUAACCAGAACGAUUAUGCGCGUCUGUCGAAGAAGCCGGGUGAUGCUAUCUGGGGACAGACGGUUGCGUUUCCGCUUUACAGUAUUGGAGCGUCUGUCAUCGGCAUCCUCGUCACUGCCGCGACGCAGAAGCGCAUGGGCGAGGCUAUCUGGAAUCCUCCCACUCUUCUCGCCGCUCUUCUAGCCAAGGAUCCAACCGCAGGCACCCGCGCCGCUAUCUUCUUCGCCGGUCUCGCCCUGUCCAUCUCCCAGCUCGGCAGCAAUCUUCCCGGCAACGCCCUCGCCGGUGGUAUCGAUCUCGCAUCCGUGUUUCCCAAGUACAUCAACAUUCGACGCGGUGCCUAUCUCAUGGCGCUUCUCAGCCCCAUCGUCAACCCGUGGCGUCUCGUCAACACAGCUACCACAUUCCUUACUGUUCUCUCGGGCUACAGUGUCUUCCUGGCGCCCAUGACUGGCCUCAUGGUGGCUCACUAUAACCUGGUGGCGAAGGCCAAGGUCAAUGUUGACGAUCUUUUUGUGGGUAACAGGGAUAGCAUUUACUGGUACAACUUUGGUGUCAAUUGGCGUGCUUUUGUCGCGUGGAUUGUCGGUGUCGCGCCUACAAUGCCUGGCUUCAUCGCUGCUGUCAACCCCAAUGCUAAGGUCUCAGAUGGCGCAAAGAACCUCUACCAGCUCAACUACCUCUUUGGGUUCAUCGUCAGCGCUGCUGUUUACUACGCACUUCACAUGGUCGUCCCUGAUAAGAAGUUCGACGCCUUCAUCAAGGAUGGUAUUACUGCCAAGGAGGUCCAAGCUGUUUAUGAUGAGCGCUGGGACAUGACUUACUCCGAGAGUGAGUCUGGAACAACCGAAGAGCACUCCUAUCAGCAAAACAAGAGCCCCAACUCCCUGACCACGUCUGUUUGA